GACAGUUCAUCCUAGAGCGGUGGUCGUCUGAUCACCCGCUCGAGACUUCAAAAAAGAGAGAGAAAAAGAAAAUUUUGCGAUAUUGAUUUAACGCGCGAUGGGUGACUCCUUGGACGGCACCGGGGAACCGUCCCCGGAGUCUCAAAUUGUUAUAGUUGUAUCAUAUUCGGCAUUCGCCAAUUAUUUAAAGAAAGUCGUAACGGUCCUCCUACCCGACGAAGAUGUGGUACCACCCGCGUUCAAUUCUGCCCUCGAAGAUAAGAGCAAUCAGGAGUGCGUGAGGAAAUUCUUAGGCGACUCUCAAGUGUGGGCGCUUUACAUACAAAGAAGUUCGAGCAAAGAGGAAGACAACAAUGAAGCAGAUGAAGAAAAAGAGAGCACUGUCUUUUAUAUGUCAAAUGAGAUACAUUUUACUAGUCCUAAAAUGGCCUCCUUAGUUUUAACAAAACGUGGAGCUGUAAUUGAAGCUGAUAAAUCUAUCCAUUCACAGCUGCGUUUAGUUACCUUCUCAGAUGGGCCACCAUAUGAAACAUUGCAUGCGAUAAGUAAAACUAUGGCGCCAUAUUUUAAAAGUUAUGUAAAAGAGACAGGCCGUGCAGACAGGGAUGGUGAUAAAAUGGCACCAUCCGUUGAAAAAAAGAUAGCAGAACUUGAAAUGGGUUUGUUGCAUCUACAGCAGAAUAUAGACAUUCCUGAGAUUUCAUUACAAAUUCAUCCACUUGUGGCACAAGUAAUUAAACAAUGUGCAGAAGAAAAUCGUAAGCCCAAAGUUGCUGACUUUGGCGAUAAAGUUGAAGAUUCUACAUUUCUAAAUCAAUUACAGAACGGCGUUAAUAGAUGGAUAAAAGAAAUUCAGAAGGUUACUAAACUAAAUCGUGACCCAGAAUCAGGUACUGCUUUACAAGAAAUUUCUUUUUGGUUAAAUUUGGAAAGAGCAUUGCAUCGAAUACAAGAGAAACGGGAAAGUAUAGAAAUUACCUUGACACUUGAUAUACUUAAACAUGGAAAAAGAUUUCAUGCAACAGUUAGUUUCGAUAUAGAUACUGGCCUGCAACAAGCUUUGGCUACUGUCAAUGACUACAAUCCAUUAAUGAAAGAUUUUCCAAUUAAUGAUUUAUUAUCAGCUACAGAACUUGAAAGAAUAAGAACUAGUGUUCAACAAAUAUUUAUGCACUUACGAAAAAUCAGGAAUACAAAAUAUCCUGUUCAAAGAGUAUUGAGGUUGAUAGAAGCUAUUUCUAGAGACCUAGGACAGCAGCUUCUUAAAGUGUUAGGUACAAGAAGGUUAAUGCACAUUCCAUUUGAUGAAUUUGAAAAGGUUAUGGAACAAUGUUUUGAAGUUUUUAAUACAUGGGAUGACGAAUAUGAAAAAUUAACUGGUUUACUAAGAGAUAUAGUUAAGAAAAAACGCGAUGAACAUAUGAAAAUGGUAUGGAGAGUAUUGCCAGCACAUAAAAAAUUACAAACUAGAAUGGAACAAAUGCGAAAUUUUCGGCGUCAACAUGAACAACUCAGAACAGUAAUCGUUCGGGUACUUAGACCUACUGUCCGUCAAAAUAAUAAUAAUGCUGCAAUGGAGAAUCCAGAUAAUGAUAACGUAAAAGUUGAAUUUGCUUUAGAUGCAGCAGAUGCAAAUGCCAUUAGUGAAGUAAAUUUGGCAUACGAAAAUGUAAAAGAAAUUGAUUGCCUUGAUAUUACUAAAGAAGGUGUUGAAUCAUGGAAAGCUGCUGUCCAUAGAUACGAAGAACGUAUUGAGAGAGUUGAAGCAAGAAUUACAGCACAUCUCCGAGACCAAUUAGGUACUGCAAAAAAUGCAAAUGAAAUGUUUAGAAUCUUUUCACGUUUUAAUGCACUUUUUGUAAGACCACAUAUUCGAGGCGCCAUUAGAGAGUAUCAGACACAACUGAUACAAAGAGUGAAAGAUGAUAUUGAAGCAUUACAUGAAAAGUUUAAGGUUCAGUAUGCACAGAGCAAGUGUUGUAAAAUGAGUAUAGUUAGAGAUUUACCACCUGUUGCUGGUUCUAUUAUUUGGGUCAAACAAAUAGAUUAUCAGCUUACAAUGUACUUAAAACGAGUUGAAGAUGUCUUAGGAAAAGGAUGGGAAACUCAUAUUGAAGGUCAAAAGUUGAAAGCUGAUGGAGAUAGUUUUCGCAUGAAAUUAUCAACUCAGGAAAUUUUUGAUGAUUGGGCACGCAAAGUGCAACAAAGAAAUCUCGGUGUAACUGGAAGAAUUUUUACGAUAGAAAAUGUACGUUCACGAACGGGGCGUGGCAAUGUAUUAAAGUUAAAAGUGAAUUUUCUUCCUGAAAUUAUUACACUAUCGAAGGAAGUUAGAAAUUUAAGAAACCUCGGCUUCCGUGUACCUUUACCUAUUGUGAACAGAGCGCAUCAAGCUAAUCAGUUAUAUCCCUUUGCCAUCAGCUUAAUUGAGAGUAUUAGAACAUAUGAGAGAACACUUGAAAAGGGAAUUGCUCUAAUUUGGGAAAGUUAUAAAUUAGAUCAAUAUGUACAACGCCUUUCUGAUGCCGUUGUUUCAUUUCAAGAAAAGGUAGAAGAUCUUGUGGUGGUUGAAGAGCAAUUGGACGUUGAUGUUCGAUCUCUCGAAACGUGUCCAUAUUCAGCAAAUACAUUUGCUGAUAUACUUUCCAAAAUUCAGAAAGCUGUAGAUGAACUAUCUUUAAAAAAUUAUUCAAAUUUAACUAUUUGGGUAUCUAGACUUGAUGAAGAAGUAGAAAAGAAUUUAGCAGCCAGAUUAGAAGCAGGAAUAAAAGCAUGGACUGACGCACUCACUGGUCAGAAAAAAGAUGUAGAUCUAAGUAUGGAUACAGAUGCACCGUCUCAGCCCACUCAUAAACCUGGUGGUGAUCCAAAGAUUCAAAAUCAGAUACACGAAGUUCGUAUAACAAACCAAACGAUGUAUUUGUAUCCAAGCAUCGAAGAUGCAAGAUUCCAAAUAAUGCAACAACUAUUUGCAUGGCAAGCUAUCGUAACUUCUCAAGUUCGACUUCAGAGUUCGAGGUAUCAAGUAGGUUUAGAUAAACCUGAAUCAGGCACUUACAGAAAUUUACUUACAAAAUUACCCACUGGAAAACAACCUUUAGAAGCAGCUUAUGAAGCAGUUGAGUCCAAAAUGAGAGAUAUUGCCGAUUAUGUAGAUCAGUGGUUACGUUAUCAAGCACUCUGGGACCUACAGCCAGACAAUUUGUAUGGAAAAUUAGGAGAAAAUAUAAAUUUAUGGAUGAAAUGUUUGAAUGAUAUUAAAAAGACCAGAGCUACAUUCGAUACAUCAGAUACUAGGCGGGAAUUUGGACCUGUCAUUAUUGAUUUCGCAAAAGUACAAAGUAAAGUAUCUUUGAAAUAUGAUUCAUGGCACAAAGAAACAUUAGGUAAAUUUGGAACCCUUCUCGGUAAUGAAAUGGCAAGCUUUCAUUCGCAAGUAUCAAAAUCCAGAAGCGAUUUAGAACAACAAUCGAUUGAAGCUGCAAGUACCUCAGAUGCAGUUGGAUUCAUAACUUACGUCCAAUCAUUGAAACGUAAAAUGAAGGCUUGGGAAAAACAAGUUGAUAUAUAUCGCGAAGGUCAAAGAAUACUGGAACGUCAGAGAUUCCAAUUUCCUUCUUCGUGGCUGCACGUAGAUAACAUAGAGGGUGAAUGGGGUGCAUUCAAUGAAAUAAUCAAAAGAAAAGACACAAGUAUACAAACGCAAGUUGCGUCAUUACAAAUGAAAAUUGUAGCAGAAGAUAAAGCAGUUGAAAUAAGGACUACCGAUUUCCUCAGUGAUUGGGAAAGAGGAAAACCGGUCGAGGGUCAUUUACGACCAGACGAUGCAUUGCAACAAUUGCAGUUGUUUGAAAGCAAAUUUGCUAGAUUGAAAGAAGAAAGAGAUAAUGUAGCAAAGGCUAAAGAAGCUUUAGAAUUGCAAGAACCGGGAGCAGUAUCGACCAGUGAAGAUAGAAUGCAAGUAGUGUUUGAAGAACUUCAAGACUUAAGAGGAGUUUGGUCUGAACUAUCAAAAAUAUGGGCUCAGAUCGAUGAUACGCGAGAAAAACCAUGGUUAUCUGUUCAACCAAGAAAAUUACGCCAACAAUUAGAUGGAAUGAUGGCACAACUGAAGGAAUUACCAGCUAGACUAAGACAAUAUUCUUCAUACGAAUAUGUCAAAAAAAUGCUGCAAAGUUAUACCAAAGUUAACAUGUUAAUUUUCGAAUUAAAGUCUGAUGCUUUGAAAGAGAGGCAUUGGAAACAAUUGACAAAACAACUACGAGUCAACUGGGUAUUAAGUGAACUUACUCUUGGUCAAGUUUGGGAUGUGAACUUACAGAAAAAUGAAGCGAUAGUAAAAGAUAUCAUUCUUGUUGCUCAAGGUGAAAUGGCACUAGAAGAAUUCUUGAAACAAGUUCGAGAAUCUUGGCAAACUUAUGAAUUGGAUUUAAUAAACUAUCAAAAUAAAUGCAGAUUAAUUCGUGGUUGGGAUGAUCUUUUUAAUAAAGUUAAAGAACACAUCAAUUCUGUAGCUGCUAUGAAACUCUCGCCUUAUUAUAAAGUAUUUGAAGAAGAGGCAUUAACCUGGGAAGAAAAAUUAAACAGAAUCAAUGCUUUAUUCGACGUAUGGAUAGAUGUUCAACGACGUUGGGUUUAUCUGGAAGGAAUUUUCUCAGGAAGUGCUGACAUUAAAACACUAUUGCCUGUUGAAACAUCACGCUUCCAAAGUAUUAGUUCUGAGUUUCUUGGUUUAAUGAAAAAAGUAUCUAAAUCUCCAAUGGUAAUGGAUGUCCUAAAUAUUCCUGGUGUGCAAAGAGCACUUGAACGUUUAGCCGAUUUACUUGGAAAAAUACAGAAAGCUUUAGGAGAAUACCUAGAAAGAGAACGUACCUCAUUCCCGCGAUUUUAUUUCGUGGGUGAUGAGGAUCUAUUGGAAAUUAUUGGUAAUAGCAAAAACAUUGCAAGAUUACAAAAACAUUUUAAAAAAAUGUUUGCUGGUGUUGCAGCUAUUCUUUUGAGCGAAGAUAACACUAUUAUUACUGGUAUCGCUUCUCGCGAAGGAGAAGAAGUAUUUUUCCAAAAUCCGGUAUCUACUGUUGAUCAUCCAAAAAUCAAUGAAUGGUUGACGCUCGUAGAAAGAGAAAUGAGAGUUACAUUAGCAUCGAGUCUUGCAAGAGCAGUACAAGAUAUCAAACAGUUCAAAGAUGGAAAUAUUAAUCCUCAAGCUUUCAUGACAUGGUGUGAUAAUUAUCAAGCUCAGAUUAUAGUUUUAGCUGCUCAGAUCUUAUGGUCAGAAGAUGUUGAAGCUGCGUUGCAUGAGUCGCAAAGCGAUCCAAGUAAGAAUUCUUUAGAAAGAGUGUUACUACAAGUUGAGGGUACAUUAAACGUUUUAGCGGACUCUGUUCUUCAAGAACAACCACCGUUAAGACGGAAAAAGUUAGAGCAUUUAAUUAACGAGUUCGUACACAAACGGACAGUAACAAGAAGACUAAUUGCGAAUAAAGUUUCCAAUCCUAAAGCAUUUGAAUGGCUAUGCGAAAUGAGAUUCUAUUUUGAUCCGCGGCAAACUGAAGUUUUGCAGCAACUUACAAUACAUAUGGCAAAUGCUAAAUUUUAUUAUGGAUUUGAGUAUUUGGGAGUACAAGACAGAUUAGUACAAACACCUUUGACAGAUAGAUGUUACUUAACAAUGACACAAGCUUUAGAAGCUCGUCUUGGAGGAUCUCCAUUUGGACCAGCUGGAACAGGAAAAACUGAAUCAGUUAAAGCUCUUGGUCAUCAACUCGGAAGAUUUGUAUUGGUGUUUAACUGCGAUGAGACAUUCGACUUUCAGGCUAUGGGCCGUAUCUUUGUCGGUCUUUGUCAAGUUGGAGCAUGGGGUUGCUUCGAUGAAUUCAAUCGUCUUGAAGAGCGUAUGCUUUCAGCUGUUUCUCAACAAGUGCAAACCAUUCAAGAAGCAUUAAAAAGUCAGAUGGAAGGGAAAAAAGAAGGAACACUUUGUGUAGAAUUAGUCGGGAAACAAGUUAAAGUAUCCACAGAUAUGGCGAUCUUUAUUACAAUGAAUCCAGGCUAUGCUGGACGAUCAAAUCUUCCCGAUAACUUGAAAAAGCUCUUUAGAUCGCUAGCUAUGACCACACCUGAUAGACAAUUAAUCGCCGAAGUUAUGCUUUUCAGUCAAGGAUUUAGAUCUGCUGAAAAAUUAGCAUGCAAGAUUGCAUAUGAUAUUGGUUUUAGGCUUUGUGAUGAACAACUUUCUAAUCAAUCUCAUUAUGAUUUUGGUCUUCGCGCGCUUAAAUCUGUACUUAUUUCUGCUGGAAAUGUCAAACGUGAUCGAAUUCAAAAAAUUAAAGAGGGUAUGCAGAAUCGUGGCGAAACUAAUAUUGAUGAGGCUUCGAUUGCUGAAAAUUUGCCAGAACAAGAAAUUCUUAUUCAAUCUGUUUGUGAAACAAUGGUACCAAAAUUAGUCGCCGAAGAUAUUCCGCUUUUGUUUAGUUUACUUAAUGAUGUAUUCCCGAAUGUAAAUUAUACACGUGCUGAAAUGAAAGGUGCUGCAACUGUAUCAAAUUUGUAACUUAAAUCAUGGUUUGAUGAUGGUUGGCCCAAGCGGUUCUGGGAAAACGACCGCAUGGAAAGUACUGUUAAAAGCCUUGGAAAGAUUUGAAGGAAUAGAAGGUGUGGCCCAUGUGAUCGAUCCUAAAGCUAUUAGCAAAGAAAUAUUGUAUGGUGUAUUAGAUCCAAAUACACGUGAAUGGACAGAUGGACUCUUUACACAUAUUCUUAGAAAAAUCAUAGACAAUGUCAGAGGAGAAAUUAAUAAACGACAGUGGAUCAUAUUUGAUGGUGAUGUUGAUCCAGAAUGGGUUGAAAAUUUAAAUUCUGUACUAGAUGAUAAUAAACUGCUUACAUUACCAAACGGCGAACGUUUAAGUUUGCCUCCAAAUGUGAGAGUUAUGUUUGAAGUACAAGAUCUAAAAUAUGCCACAUUGGCUACUGUUUCUCGUUGCGGUAUGGUGUGGUUCUCUGAAGAUGUACUUUCUACAGAAAUGAUAUUCGAAAAUUACAUGUUGCGUUUAAGAAACAUUCCUCUCGAAGAUGGAGAAGAAGAUAAUCUUGGCAAAAAGGCAACAGAAAAAGAUGAUACUAUGUCUCCUGCAUUAUCAGUUCAAAGAGAAGUUGCCAGCAUUUUACAGAGUUAUUUUGCUCCAGAUGGGUUGGUAGUAAGAUGUUUGGAAUAUGCUAUGAAACAAGAACAUAUAAUGGAUUUUACACGUCUGCGAGCAUUAAGCUCUUUAUUUUCUAUGUUAAAUCAAGCUGUACGAAAUGUUUUACAAUAUAAUCAUUCACAUACAGACUUCCCUUUGCCAAGUGAACAACUGGAACGUUACAUGCCAAAAUGCUUGGUAUAUGCUUUGUUAUGGAGUUUCGCAGGUGACGCGAAACUAAAAGUUAGAUCCGAUUUAGGGGAUUUUGUUAGAUCUAUCACGACUGUACCUUUGCCAACCCAAAACAACAUUCCUAUUAUUGAUUUUGAAGUAAGCAUUCAUGGUGAAUGGUUACCUUGGAGCAAUAAAGUUCCACAGAUUGAAGUAGAAACGCAUAAAGUUGCUAGUCCAGAUAUCGUUGUGCCUACUUUGGAUACAGUAAGGCAUGAAAGUUUACUUUACACAUGGUUAGCAGAACAUAAACCAAUAGUGCUUUGUGGUCCACCUGGCUCUGGUAAAACUAUGACGCUUUUCUCUGCUUUACGAGCUUUGCCCGAUAUGGAAGUUGUUGGACUAAACUUUUCUUCUGCUACUACACCUGAAUUAUUGCUGAAAACUUUUGAUCAUUAUUGUGAAUAUCGUAAAACACCCAACGGCGUUGUACUUUCACCAGUACAAUUGGGCAAAUGGCUGGUUCUAUUUUGCGAUGAAAUUAAUUUACCCGACAUGGAUAAUUAUGGGACACAACGCGUAAUCUCGUUCCUUAGACAAUUGGUAGAACAUAGAGGUUUCUAUCGUACUAGCGAUCAAGCAUGGGUUACUUUGGAAAGAAUCCAAUUCGUUGGUGCUUGCAAUCCUCCAACAGAUCCAGGUAGAAAGCCGCUUAGUCAUAGAUUUUUACGACAUGUUCCAGUUAUAUAUGUCGAUUAUCCGGGAGAGACAUCUUUAAAACAAAUUUAUGGUACAUUUACACGGGCUAUGCUUAGAUUAACACCUUCUUUACGAGGUUACGCGGAACCUUUAACCAAUGCAAUGGUAGAAUUUUAUCUAGCUUCGCAGGAAAGAUUUACUCAAGACAUGCAACCACAUUACGUUUAUUCUCCGCGCGAAAUGACACGUUGGGUACGCGGAAUUUGUGAAGCUAUUAGACCCUUGGAUAAUUUGUCGGUUGAAGGCCUAGUACGCUUAUGGGCACACGAGGCUCUUCGUUUAUUCCAAGAUAGAUUAGUGGAAGACACUGAAAGAGCUUGGACCAAUAAGAAUAUAGAUAUCGUUGCCAUGAAACAUUUUAUGGGUGUUGAUAAGGAAAAAGCAUUAACGAGGCCUAUAUUAUAUAGUAAUUGGUUAUCUAAAGAUUAUGUGCCAGUUAAUAGACAAGAAUUACGAGAUUAUGUUAGAGCGAGAUUGAAAGUAUUUUAUGAAGAGGAACUGGAUGUUCCUCUGGUACUCUUUGACGAGGUUCUUGAACAUGUUUUACGAAUUGACAGAAUUUUCCGUCAGCCUCAGGGACACUUAUUGCUUAUUGGUGUUUCUGGAGCUGGUAAGACAACUCUGUCUAGAUUCGUUGCUUGGAUGAAUGGUUUAUCCAUUUUUCAAAUAAAAGUUCACAAUAAAUAUACUGGUGAAGAUUUUGACGAAGAUUUGCGUCAAGUGUUAAGACGAUCUGGUUGUAAAGAUGAGAAAAUAGCAUUUAUUCUUGAUGAAUCUAAUGUUUUAGAUUCUGGUUUUCUUGAACGUAUGAAUACCUUGCUUGCAAAUGGAGAAGUACCUGGUUUAUUCGAAGGUGAUGAGUACACGACGCUUAUGACACAAUGUAAAGAAGGAGCGCAACGCGAAGGUCUUAUGUUAGAUUCUAACGAAGAACUGUACAAAUGGUUUACUGGUCAAGUCAUGAAGAAUUUGCAUGUAGUAUUUACGAUGAAUCCCAGUACUGAUGGUCUUAAAGAUCGAGCUGCGACAUCACCUGCAUUAUUCAAUAGAUGUGUGUUGAAUUGGUUUGGUGAUUGGUCAGAUAACGCGCUAUUCCAAGUUGGCAAAGAGUUUACCAGCCGUGUAGAUUUGGAAAGACCCAUGUGGAAGUGUCCAGAUUUCUUCCCUUCAGUUUGCUCUUUAAUCCCAUCUCAACCUUCUCAUCGAGAUGCUGUAAUAAACGCUUGCGUUUAUGUGCACCAAACAUUACAUAAAGCCAAUACUAGACUCGCCAAACGUAGUGGCAGGACAAUGGCUAUUACACCCCGCCACUAUUUAGAUUUUAUCAAUCAUUUCGUAAAGUUGUAUCAAGAAAAGAGAAGUGAUUUGGAAGAACAACAGUUGCAUCUAAAUGUCGGUUUAAGUAAAAUUGCGGAAACGGUAGAACAGGUGGAGGAAAUGCAAAAAAGUUUAGCUAUAAAAUCUCAGGAACUGCACGCCAAAAAUGAAGCUGCGAAUGCGAAAUUGCGACAAAUGGUUAAAGAUCAACAGGAAGCGGAAAAGAAGAAAGUGCAAAGCCAGGAAAUUCAACAACAAUUGGCAAUACAAACUGUUGCUAUUAACCAAAAGCGAGACGAUGUUAUGGCCGAUUUAGCACAAGUUGAACCAGCUGUUAUUGAUGCACAAAACGCUGUCAAGGGGAUUAAGCGGCAGCAUCUUGUCGAAAUUCGGUCAAUGGCAAAUCCUCCAAAAAUCGUAAAACUAGCUUUAGAAUCUAUAUGCCUGUUACUUGAGGAAAAUGCUACUGAUUGGAAACAGAUCCGUGCUAUCAUUAUGAAGGAUAGUUUCAUACCAACCAUCGUCAACUUCAACACAGAAAACAUCACCGGUGAAAUCGAUAAAGAAACAACAUUUAGUCGAAGUUCGGUCCAUGGCGAAUCCGCCGGCGAUCGUGAAGGUUGCAUUGGAGUCUAUCUGCUUAUUGCUCGGCGAAAAUGCCAGUGAUUGGAAAUCUAUCCGCGCAGUCAUCAUGAGGGACAAUUUUAUCAAUACUAUUGUCUCUAAUUUCAGUACCGAGGAUAUUACAGAUGAAGUGAGAGAAAAAAUGAAGAGUCGAUAUUUAAGCAACCCUGACUAUAAUUUCGAGAAAGUCAAUCGGGCCAGUAUGGCUUGUGGACCUCUUGUUAAAUGGGCCACCGCACAGAUUGAAUAUGCAGACAUGUUGAAACGAGUAGAACCUUUAAGAGAUGAACUCCAUUCGUUAGAACGUCAAGCUGAAACAAACAAGCAAAAAGGUGAAGAAGUAAAAAAUUUGAUUGCUCAACUGGAACAAAGCAUAGCUUCAUAUAAGGAAGAAUACGCGCAGCUUAUUUCUCAGGCACAAGCUAUUAAAGCUGACUUGGAAAGUGUACAAGCUAAAGUAGAUCGUUCUAUCGCCUUAUUAAAAUCGUUAGUUAUUGAAAGAGAACGUUGGGAAGCAACUAGUGAAACAUUUAAGAGUCAAAUGUCUACAAUUAUUGGAGAUGUACUUUUGUCAUCUGCUUUCUUAGCAUAUGCUGGAUAUUUCGAUCAACACUAUCGACAAAAUUUGUUCAGUACUUGGUGUCAACAUUUACAACAUGCAAACUUACAAUUCCGACCAGAUAUAGCAAGGACGGAAUAUCUCUCAAAUCCAGAUGAACGUUUAAGGUGGCAAGCUAAUGCUCUACCAACAGAUGAUCUUUGCACUGAAAAUGCUAUUAUGUUGAAACGAUUCAAUAGAUAUCCGUUAAUUAUUGAUCCAUCUGGACAAGCAACAGAAUUUAUAAUGAACGAAUUUAAAGAUCGAAAGAUCACGAAAACAAGUUUCUUGGAUGAUUCAUUUAGAAAGAAUCUGGAGAGUGCGUUACGUUUUGGUAAUCCUUUGUUGGUACAGGAUGUCGAAAAUUAUGACCCCAUAUUAAAUCCUGUCCUAAACAGAGAAUUAAGAAGAACAGGCGGGCGUGUGCUAAUUACACUCGGGGAUCAAGAUAUUGAUCUUUCACCAUCUUUCGUGAUCUUUUUAUCAACAAGAGAUCCAACAGUGGAAUUUCCACCUGAUAUCUGUUCUCGUGUUACCUUUGUAAACUUCACCGUUACCAGAAGUUCGUUGCAAAGUCAGUGCUUAAAUCAAGUUCUGAAAGCUGAACGACCGGACAUUGAUGAGAAGAGAUCUGAUUUACUAAAAUUACAAGGUGAAUUCCACUUGCGACUGAGGCAGCUUGAAAAAUCCUUGUUGCAAGCAUUGAAUGAUGCUAAGGGGAAAAUUCUUGAUGAUGAUUCUGUGAUAACUACCCUUGAAACUUUAAAACAGGAAGCGGCUGAUAUUAGUAAAAAAGUCGAAGAAACGGACAAAGUAAUAGCAGAAAUUGAAACAGUCUCUCAACAGUACAUGCCUUUGUCUCAAGCUUGUUCAAAUAUGUAUUUUACAAUGGAUAGUUUGAAUCAAGUGCACUUCUUAUAUCAGUAUUCUUUGAAAAUGUUCUUAGAUGUUUUCACGUCUGUUUUAUCUCAAAAUCCAAGAUUGUCUAAUAUAUCAGAUUACACGCAAAGACUAUCAUUUAUUACAAGCGAUUUAUUUUCUGCUUGUUACGAACGCGUUGCUCGUGGAAUGUUGCACACCGAUAGAUUAACAUUUGCAUUAUUACUAUGUAGAAUUCAUCUGAAAGGUAUUGCUGCAGAAUCCACUUACGACAGUGAAUUUACAUUUUUCUUGCGUGGAAAAGAAGGUGUACUGAAUAUACGAGAUCCUAUAAUGCCUAAUUUGAGUUCAGAACAACAAGAAGCUAUGAUGCGACUGAGCCUUAGAUUACCAGCUUUCAAAAAGUUGCGCGAGAAAAUUCAAGAGAAUACAGAAUUCAAUACAUGGUUACAAUCGCCAACACCCGAGACGUGUGUACCGAAACUUUGGGACGAAGAAAAACCAUUGACAUCGACUGGGACAGCUAUGCAUCAACUAUUAAUAAUUCAAGCAUUCCGGCCAGAUCGAGUGAUAGCUGCUGCGUCUUUAGUUGUAACCUCUGCUUUGGGAGAGUCUUUCAUGGCAGCUGCAGAAGCAGAACUUGAUUUUGCUUCCGUUGUUGAAAAUGAAUUGAAGGCCACUGUACCUGCACUGCUUUGUUCAGUACCUGGUUUCGAUGCCUCUGGUCGAGUAGAUGAUUUGGCAGCUGAAUCAGGCAAACAAAUAGCCAGUAUUGCAAUCGGAUCUGCAGAAGGGUUUAAUCAAGCGGACAGAGCAAUAAAUAUGGCUGUCAAAGCGGGUAGAUGGGUACUAUUGAAAAAUGUCCAUUUAGCACCACAGUGGUUAGUACAACUUGAAAAGAAAUUGCACAGUCUACAGCCACAUGCUAGUUUUAGACUAUUCUUAACCAUGGAAAUUAAUCCAAAAGUGCCAGUUAAUCUGCUCAGAGCUGGUAGAAUAUUUGUCUUCGAACCGCCUCCUGGAAUCAGAGCAAAUUUAUUACGAACUUUCAGUACUGUACCAGCAUCAAGAAUGAUGAAAGUACCUAACGAAAGAGCCCGUCUUUACUUCUUAUUAGCGUGGUUCCAUGCUAUCGUUCAAGAACGUCUUCGUUAUGCACCGUUAGGAUGGGCUAAACAUUAUGAGUUCAAUGAGAGCGAUUUAAGAGUAGCUUGUGAUACUUUGGAUACGUGGAUAGAAGCCACUGCUAUGGGCAGGACUAAUUUACCGCCAGAGAAAGUACCUUGGGAUGCGUUAGUGACAUUACUAUCUCAAUGCAUAUACGGUGGUAAAAUUGAUAAUGAUUUCGACCAACGUCUUCUUGCAUCGUUCCUUCGCAAGCUUUUUACUCCGCGAUCUUUCGAAGCCGAUUUCGCGCUUGUUGCUAACAUUGACGGUUUGCAAGGAAGUCAACGACAUAUUACUAUGCCAGAUGGUACCAGACGUGAUCAUUUCCUUAAAUGGAUUGAAUCACUGUCUGAUAGACAAACGCCCUCGUGGCUUGGACUACCAAAUAAUGCGGAGAAAGUAUUACUCACGACGAGAGGUACAGACUUGGUAUCUAAAUUACUAAAAAUGCAACAAUUAGAAGACGAAGAUGAGUUAGCGUAUUCUAACGAGGAAUCGUUGGAUACACCUAGAGAAGCGGAAGCUGAUGGCAGGCCAUCAUGGAUGAGAACAUUACAUAAUUCAGCAUCAACAUGGUUGCAAUUACUUCCGAAAAAUUUACCAACUCUGAAAAGAACUGUAGAGAAUAUAAAAGAUCCUCUCUACAGGUAUUUUGAAAGAGAGGUCAACAGCGGAGCUAAAUUGUUACAAGACGUAAUUCAUGAUCUAGAAGACGUUGUUUUAAUUUGUCAGGGUAAAAAGAAGCAAACCAAUUAUCAUAGAACUAUGUUGUCAGAAUUAGUGAAAGGUAUUUUACCUGGUGGUUGGAGACGAUACACAGUACCCAGGGGAUGUACUGUCAUACAGUGGAUAACAGACUUCAGUCACAGAGUGUCACAAUUGCAAGAAGUUUCACGAUUAGUAUCUCAAGGUGGAGCUAAAGAAAUUAAGAGUUUCCCUGUUUGGCUUGGCGGGUUAUUGAAUCCCGAAGCAUAUAUUACGGCAACGAGACAGUGCAUAGCACAAGCAAAUAGUUGGUCACUAGAGGAACUUCAACUCGAUGUAACUAUAGGAGACAGUGACAAUAUUGCUACCGAUGAUUGUUCGUUUGCUGUAACCGGUCUUAAAUUGCAAGGAGCGCAAUGUAAAGAUAAUCAGUUGUAUUUAACUUCAACCAUAAUGACCGAUUUACCAGUUACCAUGUUGAGGUGGAUACGAUCUACCACCGAUGAUGUACGAAAGGGAAAAUUGUCUUUACCAGUUUAUCUUAACAGCACACGUACUGAAUUAUUAUUUACCGUUGAUUUAAAUAUUGCUCCUAGUCAAGAUCCUCAUAGUUUCUACGAGAGAGGAGUCGCUGUUCUUACAUCUACUGCUUUGAAUUAAUACUUAUAAAAUUAGCAAAUUACGAUAUUUAACAAAUAAUCUAACGAUAAAAUUGAAGAAAUGGGUAAACGAACUUUUUAGAAUUGAAGUAGUAAAAAGUCUCUACAUAUAUUGUACUGUUUCCUGAAGAUAUUUAUUAAUUUAAUCAUCUUUAAUUAUUUAUAAAAAUUUUUAAUUAACUAAUAUAGUAUUCUGUCAAUACUCACAUAGUUUCACAGUCGAUCGUUGAUAAAAAUAAAAAGUUUGCCCGUUUCUCGUACUAACUAAAUAUUUAGUAAAGAUAUUAUUUAUCGCUUAAAAAAAAAUGUUCAGCACAAUAUUUUAUAAACGUGUAUUAAAAUGAAACAUUAUACUUGAUAAUUAAUGUAAUUGAAAAUGAUGCAAGACAUCCGUUUUAGAAUUGAUGUUCCAAUAACGGCAUUGUAAUAUAUAUAUAGUUUAUUUAGUUUUCUAUACGUUUAAACUCAAAGAUCGCUUUCUGUAACAAAGUUACGUUAUGUUUGCUUAAGUGUAAGUACGAGAGUAUUGUAAGAUCUAUAUUAUUUGAAUGAUAUAUAAUAAAAAAACUUAAUAUACGGUUUACAAGCGUUAUUAAAAAAGCAAAAUGAGUACCGUUAAAAUGCUUUGUACUUUGUUGCUUUCAUCAAUUAUAUUAAUAUCUAUUUAUGUAAUUAUGCGACAUUAAAUAUAAUAUCAAUAUUUAAAGUGUCGACGUUGUUUAAAUAUGAUCAUUAUUAGAUUAGAUGUCAUAGAAGCACUAUAAAUUUAAAAAAGAACAUAAAAAUUUUAUUAUGGUCCAUAGUAUCAGGUAUAGCAAUUACACGUAUGAAAUAUUAGAAUAUUUGUACGGUAAUAUAUAUAUAUGCUACAUAAUUAUGUAAUUAAAAUUGAAAUUUCUAAUUAGUUCGAUAAUUUUUCAUUUUUUAUACGUAUAUAUUAUCUGACAAAUAAUUCCGAUUGCAUUAUAAAUUUUCCGUUCUUUAUUUUCCAUAUGUUUUUAAAAUAAAUGUAUACGUUGUAUAUACAAAGUGAAUCAGCUACAUAGUAUCACCUAAACAUCUGCCUUAUCUAAUUUUUGUUGUUUGAAAGUAUGUUGUUUCUCAGGAGGUUGUAUUAUAUCAGAAAAUACACGUACCAGAGGAAAUUUCUUCAAAUAAUAAUUUUUUACAAGAUUGUAAGCUCAUUGGAAUCUUUUUCAAUGGAAUUCUAUAGAGGUAUACCUUUUUUCUGUUGAUAUGAUUAUUUGUUCUCUAUACAUAAAAGGUAUAGGUAGGUACUUAUAUAUAAAACUACUUAGUUUAAAAAAAUAACAUUAAUCUCAGAAUUUGAUGUAUGAAAGAAAAAGGGCACAUAGUGUACUUAUUGUGCUUUCCUUCUUGUUCAUACACAAAUUUAGUAAAAUUAAAACUGUAAUAUUUUUUAACUAAGCAUUUUUUGAUAUAAGUAACUUAAUAUUUAAAAAAAAAAUAAAAAAAAUCGUACUGAGUGAAUGUCCUGAGAAGCAUUUUUAUAUAACAAGAUAUAUAAAUAUUUAAGUGAUCCCAAUUAACUGGUCUAGCCUGCAUAUUAACCACUGCUCAAAAAUUAAUAUGUAGACUUUGAUGGAUGUUGGACGGAUUAGAUUAUUGUAACACUAAACAGCCAUCAUAGUUAACGAAGAAAAUGCUUAGUAAGCGAAUUUAAGAUUUGUUAAAAUAUUAUGUACACUAAUAUCAUGAAUCUACUAAAAAGUUACAGCAGUAUAUAUUACACAAACAUUUUAGUUGCACAGUCUUGAUUAAAAAUGCCAAAAUACUAAAAAUAAACUGGUUAAAAGCAACAUUAAUAAAGUUUAACGUACACAUCUAAAAUCAAUGUCUAUUGUAGUAAGUAACAAAACAAGUUUAUGAUAUGUUUCACUGCACGUUGCUAUCCGAUUUUCAUUUGCGCGUCACAGUAAUUAAGUGAUAAGAGAUUAUGCUAUUAUUUAUGUGACAAGAUUAGAAAAUACUGAAUUCAGUCUAAAAGAUAAAAUUAAUUUUUCAUUUAUUGAUAUCAUCGAUGAUAUCAUCGGCAAUUUGUUUAUAUUAUAUCAUAUUGAAUAGUUUGCAGAGAUGCAUAUUGAUAUAAAUGAAACAAGGAAUAAAUCACCGUAACACUAUGCAGCAGAAAUUAAAUAACCGUCAUAUUAUUCUUCGUAAAGGCUCGAAAGAAAGAUAUAGUCUAUAUCACAGAAACGGAUUCGUCCGUUUCUUCGGCAGUCUUCUUAUCGUCGCUAUUAUCGUUAGCCUGUUCAUUGGAGACUAGAGACACGUCCUUCGGAAGGACCAAAGAUUCUUCACCGAUCGGCGCCGCAGCCUCGACUAGAUUCUCAACAGACGCUGCUACCGUCGACUCGUCGUGGCAAAAACUUCUACGCAGAGACUGUUGAGUUCGCGUAGUCCCUCUUCUAAUGCUACUACGAAGUAAAUUAGCCACAUCAACCGCAGUCAAAUUCGAACUGCUCGAUGAAGUCAUACAUGAUCGACGAGAUCUUUCGAGUGUUGAAUGCGUUCUUCCUAUUGAACGUUCUACCGCGCCGAUUCUCAUCGUUCUAUCUAUCGUGUUAGGUCUGUGUCUUUCGGUAGCAUUAUUUUGAAUGUUCGAAUUGGCGUUCUCGUUUCUUAUUUCAGUUAUGUGAAUCGUUACGUCUUGCGUUUGUCUACUUUGAUUCAUUUCUACAAGUACAGUGGCGUAAUCGGGAGGUGGAGGUUGUAGCGCCGGUCUCUGUCUCGGUGUACUGCUCUCGCCGAGCACAUUCGCUAUUCGACGUACACUUCUUCGAAAACUUUGCCGUAACAUUUUUGCUAUUCUCGCUCCCGUUGCUGUAGUAUAACUUGGAGGAGGUGUGUAUUUUGGUGGUGGAUCUUCAAAUGGUACUUCGGUUGUCGCAUGCACAAUACCAUUGCCGUGAAUACUGGUAGUCAUAUCGUUCCCAGUAUGCGUCUGCCCGUCUCGAGAAUCAUCCGGUUCCAAAGAUGGUCGAUACAACAAUUGAAUUCUCUCAAAUAUAUCAGGCGGACCAUUGUUCAAGUAUCGACAUGUCUGUAUGAUAGCCACUGCCGGUAUUGUUAAUAUUGGCACUAAUUGAAUCGUAGCUCCGAGUUGUUUUGCCCAAAUUGACCAGUAUUCUCUAGCGGUACGCCGAUAGGAGUAAAGUUCUCGAAAUCCAGCACUUUUAAAUAUCGUAAUGCUAAGAACCAUAAGAAUUACAGGUAGUACGACAUUCCACGUGAAUGACAAAAGUGGACCAGCCCAGUGUCUGAGACAUCGACCAGUUGGAGGAAAUAAUUCGGCUACUACCGCUUCACCACUAUGUGGUCGUCCCCGUACUGCGAAUACAGCACCAACUUGCACCAAGUAUAAAAUCAUUAUCCACCAAGUACCACCAAUUGUGUAGUCUAGAUAAUAUACGACGUGUAUGCCCAACUAUAAACAAAAGUUUAAGUUUAAUUUAUAGAUACGCGUAUCGACAUCUAUAUUAUUUUUCUUUGAUAUUUCGGUUACUUAUGACGCUAAAGAUGGCGUAGAAGCACUAGUUUUUAUAUCUUUUACUUGAAUAUCUAAAAACAGUGUAUUGUCUUGAACAUAUCCAGAAUAUCGAGUUAAAGUCGUGUGUGGGAUAAACAUAUAAAUGCCAGCUUCUUUAUUCACAUCCUUAGGAUUCGAUUUGUCUUGCCCUACAGCUUUAACGAUUUUUUUUAUAUCGUUUGCUGGAUUUUCUUGAUUUCUCAAUGUGGCUGUUGCUUUAAGAACACAAGGCCAAUCUAACAGUGGAUCCCAUUUUCCGGCUUCAACUUCUAAGCAUCCGAUAAUGUGUCGAUCUUUCCACUGUCCUAUACCAUUCAGAAAUAGCUUCAUUCUUAAAGUAUAUCCAUAUUCUUUGUUUAAAAAUUUUGGACUGUAAAUCACACAGUCACUUUCUUUUGCCUCGGUCAUUUUUUCUUUAUAACGAUCAAUUCUCCAUAGAAGACGACCAUUAGUUGAACAUUGUUCGAAACAUUCCUGUUUACAUGGACAUUCAAGAAAUUCCGGACUAUUAGAUUUUGAAUUAUCCGCGAUCAAUUCCUCCAGAUACUUUAAAUUUUCUUUCAUUUGAAAUUUCAAUUCUUUAAUGUUACUUUUCUGAUUGGUUGCGGUUUCUGAUUGCCGCUCUAUUUCUUCUUCUAAAUUUUUUAUUUUCUCGAUUACAUGUUUCUGCUGAUCUACUAAUUCCUUCGAAUUUUUACAUCUCAUUUCUAAUUCUAAUUUAAGAUCGUGAAUUAACUGUUGUUGCUCUUGCCACAUGUUAUUUACGUGUACGCUCUCUUCCUUAAUAAAAGUUUUUAGAUCUUUUAAUUCUAAACACCAAUUAUUAAAUAUUUUAUCAUGCUUAUUUUGUUCGUUGAUCAACUGAUCGUGUAAAAGUUUCAGUUGUUCCGAGAUACUUUGAAAACUUGAACUGGUGCGUUGUUCCAUGCAAUCAUAUAUCACUUCUAAAUCAUUUAAUCUUUGAUUUAACGUUGUAUUAUACUGGCGACAUGUUUCUGUUGUCUCGGAAAUUUGAAAUCGCAAAGAAUCAAUCGAUUCUUGUUGAGAAUUUAGUAACUUCAAACAUUGAGACAUAGUAUUCUGAAGAGUUCUGCGCUCCUUUUCCUCGUUGUUUAUUACAGAACGAAGUAAUGUUAGAGCAGAGAAUACUUUAUUUCUCCAUAAAGAAUCUUGGACUUCCUUGAAUUGAUUAUUCUCUUUAGUAAUAUUUUUGCAUGUUUUUCGAUGACCUUCCAUAAUAUUUCGAGGCACGUAAACUCCACAUUUGAAAGGACAUUCUUCUAAGACCGAUCCACAAUGUUUCACGUGAUCAUGUAGAUAUUUUUCUUCUAGAAAUUCAUUGCAAAAGUAACAAGCUACGCUUCGCCGUACUAUAGAAUUAACUCGAUUACUCAUUUUCUGAAACGUUCGGUGACUCUACCGAUACUGAUAAAAUGCUUAAUCAGGUUAGAACUUGA
Heterotrigona itama is the source of this 19070-nucleotide messenger RNA. Lineage: Eukaryota; Metazoa; Arthropoda; Insecta; Hymenoptera; Apidae. The record is from the annotation of a GenBank genome assembly.